AUGACUCGACACCUCCGCUACAGCUCUGAGCUCGUUCGUUCCCCAGACUCGCCGUAUUCCCGCCCUCCGAUGCAAUUCACAACACGCGAGGCCGAGCUUAUCAAGAACUUUACUGAAAACAUGGCUUUAUGGGCUGAUGCAACAGAUAUGAAUCGCCACUUUGAGUUGGAAGUUCCCCGCCGGUCGUUGUACUUCCCCGUGCUACGAUACGCGGUUUUCGCCUUCUCUUCGCGUCAUAUCAAUCGAGACAAGGUAGACACUUCGACUGAGGCACUGGAGUACUACAAUUCUUGCCUAAGUGUCUUGAUAGAAGCUGUUGAUAAGGCGAGUGGACAUAUCGAUGAGGAGACUCUUGCCGCUAUUGCCAUACUGCGGCAGUACGAGGAGAUGGACGCGGAGGAUAUGGAAAUGCACCUGACGGGAACAUCCAGGAUCGUCAACUCGAUGUCAGAGUUUGACUUCAACGGCGGUCUUGGUGAGGCUGCAGCGUGGCUCUGUCUCCGACAAGACAUCUAUGUCUCAUUAACAAGACUACGGCCUCUGAGAUCAAACCUUGAGAACUAUCUCCAAUCUGAUAUUUUUCGACGCACCGAUGAUGCAGCCUACGCAAACAGAAUGGUCUACCUUCUCGCCCGAUCUCUUGGCUCCAUCUACCCAUCCGACUCAUCCAUCUCUAACGAAAGCCUGGAGAGCAUUCGACUGGAUGUCGAUGGUUGGUUUGACUCCAAGCCGGCUGCUUUCAACCCAAUCCUCGAAAGCGGCAGAAAUAAGGAUAAAGGGAAAUUGCUACCUACUGUUUGGGUCCUUUCGCCUUUUCACUCCGUGGGUUUGCAAUACUACCAUAUUGCCAAGAUUGUUCUGGCCAUGUCUUCACCUAUUGCUACAGAUUCAGUCUUUGAGCAGAUCCGAGAGAGCAAGAAGGUUGAGCGAACGAUUCGAAACCAUUUACUUCAGAUAAUAGCGUUAGCAAGCUCCCAUGCAAAAGCCGAAAAUGCGCUAUUCACAGCUCGGCAUUCAUUAUCAGUUUGGGGCAGCGUUUUUACCGAAAAGUUGGAUCAGGAUAUGGUUCUCGACUUUUUACGACACAUUCAACAAAAGACUGGCUGGCAAACAGAUUCACUAAGUUUAUCAUUGCAGCAACAAUGGACGCAAGACACCAAUGAGGACUGA
This is a messenger RNA of Fusarium oxysporum Fo47, 1170 nucleotides long. RefSeq lists its product as uncharacterized. Gene Ontology annotation, molecular function: DNA-binding transcription factor activity; transcription cis-regulatory region binding. Bases 1 to 1170 code for a protein of 389 amino acids. The record is from RefSeq and is a predicted model, not a curated record. The transcript has 5 exons. Gene Ontology annotation, biological process: positive regulation of transcription by RNA polymerase II. NCBI's taxonomy places the organism in Eukaryota, Fungi, Ascomycota, Sordariomycetes, Hypocreales, Nectriaceae. Gene Ontology annotation, cellular component: nucleus.